GUCCCUGCCGCCCCUAGCCCGGCCGGCAGCCUCCCACCUCGCAGACCUCCUCCAGCCUCCAGCCUGUGCCUGCCGGGCAUGGCUGUGACCUGGGGCUGAGCUUACAGGCUAAUGAGGUGGGAGGGAGAUUCCUGAAGACAGAGUGAGAGGACGAAGAGGAAGAGCAAAGGCAGAAGGAGGGGCGGGUUCCUGGCAAGGCUUUCGCUCCCAAAUAAAUUUCUGUGAAAGAUGGAGAAGGAAGAAGAGCCCACGAGGGAGCUGCUGUUGCCCAACUGGCAGGGCAGCGGUUCCCACGGCCUAACCAUCGAGCAGACGGAUGAUGGCGUCUUUGUUCAGCAAGUGGUGCAGAAUUCCCCUGCGGCACGCACGGGUGUGGUCAAGGAGGGGGACCAGAUUGUGGGGGCCACCAUCUACUUCGACAAUCUGCAGUCGGGUGAGGUGACACAGCUUCUGAAUACCAUGGGGCACCACACGGUGGGUCUGAAGCUGCACCGCAAGGGAGACCGCUCCCCAGAGCCCGGCCAGUCCUGGUCCCAUGACAGCGCCUUCGCCCGGUGCUCCGAGGUGGUGCUGAGCGGGGAUGAUGAGGAAUACCAGCGGAUCUACACCACGAAAAUCAAGCCUCGACUGAAGUCAGAGGACGGGGCGGAAGGCAGCGAGCCUGGGGAGACCCAGAGCCGCACCAUCACAGUGACCAGAAAGGUCACGGCCUACACAGUGGAUGUGACAGGGCGAGAGGGGGCCAGAGAGAUUGACAUCAACAGUCCCGAGUUCAAGAUCAAGAUUCCAAGGCAUGAGCUGACAGAAAUCUCCAAGAUGGACGUGGAGACUGAGCACGGGAAGACCGUGAUCCGUCUGCCGCAAAGCCCUGGGGCGACUAUUCAGACCACAGGCUACAGUGUUGACUUUGGGGCGACCGGACCAGAGCUCCAAGGGGUUGGGACACCUGGUGCUGGCCACUCCAAGGUCCAGGUGACCACACCUGGGAUCCAGCUGCAAGGCUUGGGUGUUGGCGGUAGCGGUAAGGGCCUAAAGGUGGAAGGAAAGCCAGAAGUCUCUGUUCAUACCAAUGUCCCUGCUUCUGUUGGCUUAGGAAGCAAGGGAGGAUCUGUCACUGGCCCUGGGGUCCAGGUUCCAGGAGUGGAAGUUUCAUCUUCACUUGGAGGCGGGACUGCUGAUCUCCAGCGCCCAUCCAUAGAUAACAUCAACAUUCCCACCAUGAAGUUACCCAAGUUUGGCUUCCCAGCAGCAGGACCUGAGGUCCAGGGCCCAGAGGCAGGCCUGGGCAUCUGCUCACCAGGCAUCUCUGUGGGGCCUGGGGGUGAUGGUUCAGGUUUGGCAGUGAGCGGAAAUGUCCAGGGCCCUAAAAUGGAAGUCAUAGCUCCAUAUGUCCAUGUUGAGGGAGUCAAAGGGAAGCUGAAGGGUCCUACAAUCACCACCCCAGCAUUGGAGGGCGACCUUGGCCCAAAAGGGGCAAAGCUUCUGGGUGCUGGAGGCUUGGACAUCUCCGCAUCCAGAGGACACGUUGGCAUCGAAGGCCCUACCGUGGAACUUGGAGCUCCAGAAAUUGAUCCUCUUGGGGCUGGUGGAAAACUGAAAAUGCCUCAGAUGAAAGUCCCCAAGUUUUCUGUGUCUGGUUCCAAAGGGGAAGGAGCUGCUGUGGAUAUAAAAUUGCCCAAGGGAGAAGUGAACCUUCCCAGUAUCACUGGAAACGUCAGCUUGCCAGAAGCGUCCAUCAGUGGGCCUGAGGGGAAAAUCAAAGACCCUAAAUUCAAGACCCCAGAGAUGAUGAUUCAGAAACCUAAAAUCUCCAUGCAGGAUGUAGACCUCAGCCUCAGGUCCCCGAAAUUGAAAGGGGAUAUGAAGGUGUCAGGUCCGGGAAUACAAGGGGAUUUAAAAGGUCCUCAGGUAGCCAUGAAAGAGCCGACAGUGGACAUAAAGGUACCCAGCCUAGAGGGGUCCCUGACUGGGCCCAAGAUUGGCAGCCCAUCUGGGAAAAUGGGGACCUGCAAAAUCAGCAUGGCUGAUGUCGAUCUGAAUGUAGGUGCCCCCAAAAUAAAGGGCCAGGUGGACAUUGCCACCCCGAAGGUAGAAGGGCAAGUCAAAGGCCCUGAGCUAGACAUCAAAGGCCCCAAAGUGGAUGUCAGCACCCCGGAUGUGGAUGUCCACGGGCCUGAGUGGCACCUGAAUAUGCCCAAGAUGAAGAUGCCCAAGUUUAGUGUGCCAGGGAUCAAGGGGGAGGGGCCAGAGGUCAAUGUGAGCCUGCCCAAGGGAGACAUUAAUGUUUCAGGGCCCAGCAUCGACAUUGCAGCCCCACAAGUCAACCUUGAAGGCCCAGAAGGAAAAGUGAAAGGGCCUGGUGUCAAGGUAUCAGAUGUGAAUAUCAAGGCCCCAAAGCUCUCCAUGCCAGAUGUAGAUAUGCACCUGAAAGGUACAAAGGUGAAGGGAGAAUAUGAUGUGACCAUUCCAAAACCAGAAGGGGAUCUGAAAGGCCCCAAAGUGGAUGUCAGCGCCCCAGAUGUGGAGCUCCACGGGCCAGAAUGGAACCUCAAGAUGCCCAAGAUGAAGAUGCCCAAAUUCAGCGUGCCAGGGUUCAAGGGGGAGGGCCCUGAGGUGGAUGUGAACUUGCCCAAGGCAGACAUUGAUAUUUCUGGGCCCAAAGUGGAUAUUGAAGCUCCAGAUGUGAAUGUGGAGGUCCCAGAAGGGAAACUGAAGGGUCCCAAGUUUAAGAUGCCUGAGAUGAAUUUCAAGGCCCCAAAGAUUUCCAUGCCAGACUUACAUUUGAAGGGCCCCAAGGUGAAGGGAGAAUAUGAUGUGACCUCUCCCAAAGUAGAAGGCCAGGGGAAAGUUCCAGAUGUGGAACUGAAAGGGGCCAAAAUGGAUGUCAGCGCCCCAGAUGUGGAACUCCACGGGCCAGAGUGGAACCUCAGGAUGCCCAAAGUGAAAAUGCCCAAGUUCAGCAUGCCAGGCUUCAAGGGGGAGGGCCCAGAUGUGGAUGUGAGCCUACCUAAAGCAGAUGUUGACAUUUCUGGGCCCAAGGUGGACAUUGAUGUUCCAGAUGUGGACUUGGAGUGCCCAGAUGCCAAACUGAAGGGCCCCAAGUUCAAGAUGCCUGACAUGCACUUCAAGACCCCCAAGAUCUCUAUGCCAGAUGUGGAUUUCAACUUGAAGGGCCCUAAGAUCAAAGGAGAUGUUGAUGUUUCUGUUCCCAAAAUAGAAGGCCCAGAAUUCGAUGUUAAAGGUCCCAAAUUGGACGUUGACAUGCCAGAUGUGAAUGUUGAAGGUCCCGAAGGCAAGUGGAAAGGUCCAAAAUUUAAGAUGCCCGACAUGCACUUCAAGGCCCCCAAGAUCUCCAUGCCAGAUGUGGAUCUACAUUUGAAAGGCCCCAAAAUGAAGGGGGAUGUGGAUGUGUCUGUGCCCAAAAUAGAAGGUGAGGUGAAGGUUCCUGAUGUGGACAUCAAGGGGCCCAAGUUGGACAUUAAUGCCCCAGAUGUGGAUGUCCAUGGGCCAGAGUGGAACCUCAAGAUGCCCAAGAUGAAGAUGCCCAAGUUCAGCAUGCCAGGCUUCAAGGGGGAAGGCCCAGAGGUGGAUGUGAGUCUGCCCAAAGGAGAUGUUAAUAUUUCAGGGCCCAAAGUGGAUAUUGAUACACCUGAUGUGAAUCUAGAAGGCCCAGAAGGGAAGAUCAAAGGCCCCAAGUUCAAGAUGCCUGAGAUGAACAUCAAGGCCCCCAAGAUCUCCAUGCCCGAUUUUGACUUGCAUCUGAAAGGCCCCAAAGUGAAAGGGGAUGUGGAUGUGUCUGUGCCCAAGAUAGAAGGUGAGGUGAAGGUUCCUGAUGUGGACAUCAAGGGCCCUAAAGUGGAUGUCAGUGCCCCAGAUGUGGACGUCCAUGGGCCAGAGUGGAACUUGAAGAUGCCCAAGAUGAAGAUGCCCAAGUUCAGCAUGCCAGGCUUCAAGGGGGAGGGCCCAGAUGUGGAUGUGAGCCUGCCUAAAGCAGAUGUUGACAUUUCUGGGCCUAAAGUGGACAUUGAUGUUCCAGAUAUGAGCGUUGAGGCCCCUGAGGGAAAGAUCAAAGGUCCCAAGUUCAAGAUGCCUGAGAUGAACAUCAAGGCCCCCAAGAUCUCUAUGCCUGAUGUUGACUUGAAUCUGAAAGGGCCCAAAUUAAAGGGAGAUUUUGAUGUGUCUGUUCCUAAGGUUGAAGGUAAUCUGAAGGGUCCUGAAGUUGACUUUCAGGGUCCCAGUUUGGAUCUCCAUGGCCCUGAUGCCAAAUUAAGUGGCCCAAACUUGAAAAUGCCAUCACUAGACAUUUCUGGGCCUAAAGUAUCUGCUCCUGACGUCGACUUACAUCUCAAGUCACCUAAGUUUGGCAUAUCUGGUCCCAAGAUAGAAGGUGGUGAAUUGGACCUGAAGGGCCCCAAGGUGGAUUUGGAAGCACCAAGUUUGAAUAUUGAGAGCCCAGACCUGAACAUUGAGGGGCCAGAUGUUAAAAUUCCAAAAUUUAAGAAACCUAAAUUUGGCUUUGGGGCUAAAGGCCCAAAGGCAGACAUCAAGUCUCCUUCAUUAGAUGUCACCGUUCCAGAAGCAGGGCUGAAUGUUGAGUCUCCAGAUAUCAGUGGGAAGGGCAAAAAAAUGAAGUUUAAAAUGCCUAGGAUCCACAUGAGUGGCCCUAAAAUCAAGACCAAAAAACAAGGAUUUGAUCUGAAUGCCCCUGAGGGUGAAAUUGAUGCCAGUCUCAAAACUCCAGAUCUAGACGUCAACGUGGCAGCUCCCGAUGCUUCUCUCAAGGUUGAUGUGAAAUCUCCCAAAACUAAGAAAACGAUGUUUGGGAAAAUGUACUUCCCUGAUGUCGAAUUUGAUAUCAAAUCUCCCAAAUUCAAAGCAGAGGCCCCACUUCCCAGCCCCAAACUGGAAGGAGAGAUCCAAACACCCGGAUUAGAAGUUUCACCUGCCGGAAUUAAAGCCGGGUUCAAGGGACCUGGGCUGGAGGUUGGGUCUGUUGGCCUGAGUGGGAGUCUUCCCAGUGCCAAUGUGGAAGGGCCUGACAUCCGUCUGAAGGCACCAAAGUUCAAGGGGCCUGGUGGGAGCAUCGAUUUCUCAGGGCCAAAGAUAGAAGGAGAUCUGAAAGCGCCCAGUGUCCGAGCCAACUUGGAUGCCUCUGAUAUCAACAUUGAAGUCCCUGAUGCCAAAAUCAAAGCUCCCUCCUUCGGCAUCUCAUCUCCUCAAGUAUCUAUCCCUGAUGUGAAUGUCAACUUGAAAGGACCAAAGAUAAAGGGUGAUGCCCCCAAAGUAGAAUUGGAAGGACCAGAUGUUGAUCUGAAGGGUUCAGAUGUAAAAAUCCAGUUCCCUAAGUUUUCCUUGCCCAAGAUUGGAGUACCUGGUCUGAAGGUGGAGGGUGGGGGAGCUGAUUUUCAUGGCCAGCUCCCCUCUCUGGAAGGAGGUGUGAGUGCCCCUAACCUCAAGGUCGAAGGGCCUGAUGUAACACUGAGAGGACCCCAAGGAAAUGUGCCUUCAGUGAACCUCUCCGGGCCAGAUCUUGACUUGAAUUUGAAAGGACCAAAGCUGAAGGGAGACCUGGAUGUUUCUGGGGGUGUCGUGGGUCCCAAGGUGAGUGUGGACACCCCAGGCCUUGACCUCAAAGGAGCUGGUGGGAAAUUGAAGAUGGAAGGUGGUGGCCGAUUUUCUGCAGAGGGAGGAGUGAAAGUGCCUGGUGUCGACAUCAAUUUAGAGACUCCAAAACUGAAUGUCGGCAUGCCCAAUGUGAAUCUGAAGGGACCAAACCUGAAGGGAGACUUGGGUCUAGCUGGUGACAUCAAGGGUCCCAAAGUGUCGGUGGAGGCCCCAGCCGUCAGUUUGGAGGCCCCGGGGGGAGCUAUUAAACUCCCCCAAAUGAAGCUGCCCCAAUUCGGCAUCUCCUCUCAAGGGUCUGAUCUGGACGUUAACGUCACAGGGCCGGAGCUGAAGGGGCCUGGGAUGGAUGUUGGCCUCAGAGGGGUGGACGUGAAAGGGCCUCAAAUCUCGUCCGAUAUGGACUUUAACCUGGAAGGACCAAAGAUGAGAGGGGGCUUCGGGGCCAGCGGCGAUAUCAAGGGUCCUGCUGUGGGAGUGGGUCUUGGCGGCAUCGACGUCAAAGGCUUGGGAGGCAGCAUCCAGACGCCUGAUGUCAAGUUGCCCAGAUGUGAAGCAGAGCUGCCAGAUGUGAAUGUUAAACUCCCGUCAGGGAAACUUUCGGGUUCAGGCAUCGGUCUUCAUGGGGCAGCUCCCGAAGUGAGCCUCCAGGGACCCGCGUUCAAUCUCUCAUCGCCCGAGGUCUCGGCAUCAGACUUGGGGGGGAUCGGUUUGAAGGGACCGAAAAUCCAAGGUGGUGUGGAUGUUUCUGGAGGUGUCAAAGCUCCAGACCUCAGCGUGGGGGGAGGACGCGUGAAUAUAAAGGGUGUGGGUGGAGAAUGGAAAGGGCCCCAGGUUUCUUCCGCUCUGGACCUGGAUGUGCCAAAGCUGGCUGGGGGGAUCCGUGUUUCAGGACCAAAGGUAGAAGGAGGUAUUAAGGGAGGCCAGGUGGGACUUCAGGGUCCCGGAGUGGGUGUGUCUGGCCCACAAGUUCACUUGGAAAGUGGCUCUGGAAGAGUGACAUUCCCCAAGAUGAAGAUCCCCAGGUUUACGUCCUCAGAACGGGAGCUAGAGGGCAGAGAAGUGGGGGUGGAUGUGAACUUCCCGAAAGUGGAAGGCAGCCUUCAGGCUGAAGCUGACGAAGGGGAGUGGGAGGAUGCCAACAUCAAGCUGAAAAAGUCCAAAAUCAGAAUGCCCAAAUUCACUUUUUCCAAAGCCAAAGCCAAAGGCAGUGCCACCAGCUCCCCGGAGGUGUCUAUGUCCGGCUCCAAAGGAGACCUCAAGAGCUCGAAGGCCAGCUUGGGCUCCUUGGAUGGGGAGGUCGAGGCAGAGGCAUCCUCACCAAAAGGCAAAUUCUCCUUCUUUAAGAGCAAAAAGCCCCGUCACCGGUCCGGUUCCUUCAGUGACGAGAGGGAGCAUUCUGCUCCGGUCACCCCUACGGGUACGCUCGAGUUUGGAAGUGGGGAAGUGUCCAUCGAGGGUGGAAAGGUCAAAGGGAAACACGGCAAACUGAAGUUUGGCACCUUUGGUGGGCUGGGGUCAAAGAGCAAAGGUCACUAUGAGGUCACCGGGAGUGAUGAAGAGGCUGGGAAGCUCCAGGGAAGUGGGGUACCCCUGGCCUCCAAGAAGUCCAGGCUGUCUUCGUCAUCGAGUAAUGACAGCGGGACAAAGAUGGGCAUAUAGUUGCCAGUGGUGGAGCUGACUGUUUCCAAAAAGUGAGAGGAAAGGCCCUUUGUAUGUGUGCACGUGUACAUAUAUAAAUAUAGAUUUACAGUAGGUAGGCUUCUGUGUGUUUGUACAUAAACUUCCAAAGAUUGACCCAAGGUCAAAAUCAGUGAUGAAAAUGGAGGCCCGGCUGGCACUUGGCCUGACCCCAGGCUAGGGUGAAGAGUCAGGCUGUGGUGAUAACAGCAAAAGGAGGUGAAUUUUUUUUGUUUUUUGUUUUUGUUUUUUGUUUUUUUUUUUCCAAUCCAGCCUAUCUGCAAAGUAAGCAGUAUUUGCCUUCUUAAGAUUUCAGUUUGCUCAUUAAAUGCUGAGAGCAUCUGUUUACUAAGCAAGCCUUGUGUUUAUCACUUUCAUUUUUAUGGAAUCUUUUCAGUGUUGGGGUCAUAGAAAUCUGACGUCCAUUUGAAUGCCUUUUUUGGGGGGCGUAGGCUUUUGUUUGCAAGGUAUAGGAGGGUGGGAUGGGAGUAGGGGUGGGAUGGGGGGGGUGAGACUUCCAUUUUGUCCUCCAAGGAUGGAUAAUAUUCCAAAAUUGUCCUAUCAGACACACACCAGGAUGGCAGAGAAGUCUUCCCCAGGAAAAUUGUGUUUUGUUUUUUUUUUGGUGGGGGGGGGAGGUGGUGAUGGUGCGCUUUAGCACAUCAGUUCUCCCCCCAAGCUGGUAAUUCUGACCUGUUUUGGGUGCUCCUGGUGAGAGGGGGUUAGAUAGCUUCUCGCUUAUUAGUGACUGACCCGCUUGACUGGGGUUUACAUACUUUGUACUAUGUGAGAUGUUUUUACCAGUGACUGCCACUUUUCUGAUAUUUGUCAUGGAUGCUUUUAACAAAUAUUACCUGAUUAAGAAUCCAGCACUUUAAUGCCAAAUUAAUUCAGAAUGUAAGAAAAUUCAUGCUGUAAAAUGCAAAUAAAGCCGCUAACAAGUAAUCUGGA
Molecule: messenger RNA, 8253 nt
Organism: Vombatus ursinus (common wombat)
Lineage: Eukaryota; Metazoa; Chordata; Mammalia; Diprotodontia; Vombatidae
Gene: AHNAK
Product: AHNAK nucleoprotein
Exons: 7
Coding region: 229-7284 (2351 amino acids)
Biological process (GO): regulation of RNA splicing
Cellular component (GO): nucleus; costamere; cytoplasm
Molecular function (GO): protein binding
Source: RefSeq, a predicted model, not a curated record